AUUUUUAUUUUAUGUUAGUAGGGGCACACUAUCACUUUUUACCCAAUUUUAACACGAUGUCCUUCAAGCCAAUCGAUCCGAAACGCGAUGAAAUCCGCCGCUAUUUGGAGCGCGGCAGCGUCGUCGAUUCGCUUACCAAAAUCUUCAUACGCGUUAUUAAAGAACGUCCGGAGAAUCCUAUGGAAUACAUUCGUAAUAACAUUGGGGUUGUACGCCGUCAGCAGGACAAGUACGAUCGCUUGCAGCAGGACCUGCAAACCGCCAAUGAGGAAAUCCAGCGUUUGCGGGCCAUUAUUAAUAGCAUCAAUCCGGAUGUGCUAAAAGAGCAGCCUGUAGUCCAAGCGAAGCAUCAGACCGAGGCAGACUUACAAAAUCAGUCGGAGGUCACUUUGGAGAAGAACGUUCAUUCAGAGCCAGAUCCAGUGUCCGAACUGUUGGACACGGUUAAACAAGAAGUGGAGAGCGAGAAGACGACGUCCGACGUCGUGGAAGAUAGCGAAUUGGCAUUGGUUGCCGAAAAACAAUUGAAUAUCGAAGAAACUACGCCAUCUGCAUUGGAAAAAGAUGUCAAGGCAGACGCGAGUGCAAAUCAAAAUCAAAAUUCAUCCGUCCAAGCUGAAGUCAAAAGCGAAAAUAAUGAAUGAAUUUUAAAUAAAGACUUUCUCUCUUAAAAGAUUCUCACUAUGACACAUCCCAUCAUAAGAUAAAUGAAAAUUAUCUUUAUAAAUGUACAUACCUAAAUGAAAGUAUUGACAUAUUAGCAAAUACAAAUAUAAUUGUGAAUUCCUUGAA
Messenger RNA from Drosophila willistoni, 792 nucleotides. Its product is annotated as c-Myc-binding protein homolog. Lineage: Eukaryota; Metazoa; Arthropoda; Insecta; Diptera; Drosophilidae. The record is from RefSeq and is a predicted model, not a curated record. Gene Ontology annotation, cellular component: nucleus. Gene Ontology annotation, biological process: regulation of DNA-templated transcription; signal transduction. Gene Ontology annotation, molecular function: transcription coactivator activity; phosphorelay sensor kinase activity. The coding region runs from base 12 to 644 and encodes 210 amino acids. The transcript has 2 exons.